AUGUCCAAAAGGAGAAAAACUCAUGAUAGUUCAAGCUCUCCGGCUUCAAGCUCUCUACCUUCAAGCUCUCCGGCUUCAAGCACUCCACUUUCAAGCUUUCCGGCUUCAAGCACUCCACUUUCAAGCUCUCCACCUUCAAGCUCUCCGGCUUCAAAUUCAAUUGGUAUUGUAUCUCCUUUAGAUGUUAGUGUGCCAUUACAUGAGGAAGAAUUGAUUUAUGAUAUCGAAAAACUUCAUCAUGAUCCUAUUAGAAGAACCGAUAUAAUGAAAUAUCCUCCAAAUGAGCGAGAUACAAUUAGGAGGGCGUAUAUUCUUAGAAAACCUUGUCAGCCAAGAACAUUUUCUUUUCCUCAAAAAGAAGUUGGAGGUUCGCGUCAUCGGUUUAUGGUUUCAUGGUUUGAUAAAUGGGAUUGGCUUGAAUAUAGUAUGGAUGAAGAUGCUGCAUUUUGUUUUGUAUGCUACUUGUUCAAGAAUGAAGUUGGACAUGCGGGGGAUAAUGUUAGAGAUGUGAUUAACAACGAAUAUAAUGAUCGCUUGAAGGCUUCAAUUUCUUGUUUACGUUACCUAUUGGGACAAGGCAUGGCAUUUCGUGGUCACAGGGAAGGUGAAGAUUCCCUUAAUAGGGGAAAUUUUCUUGAUGGAAAUUGUCAAUUGACAUCUCCAACUAUUCAAAAAGACAUCAUCAAUUGUUGUGCUAAAGAAACAAUGAAGAGAAUUGUGGACGAUCUUGGUGAUGACUACUUUGCUAUAUUAGCCGAUGAAUCUAGUAAUGUGUCCCAAAAGGAACAACUGGCUCUUUGUUUGCGCUAUGUUGAAAAGAAAAGGGGAAAGGUAGUUGAACGAUUCAUUGGUCUUGUACAUGUUGGUGAUACUACAUCUUUGUCUCUUAAAAGUGCAAUUAUGACUUUACUUGUUGAACAUUCAUUAAGCCCAUCCAAGAUUCGAGGGCAAGGAUAUGAUGGGGCUAGUAACAUGAAGGGUGAGAUACAUGGACUCAAGACUUUGAUCAUGAAAGAUACUCCAAGCGCUUACUACGUACAUUGCUUUGCCCACCAGCUUCAACUAACAUUGGUAGCCAUUUCAAAAAAGAACGAUGAUUGUAGUUGGCUUUUUGAAACUGUUAGUAUUUUGUUGAAUGUAAUUGGAGUUUCUUGUAAGAGAAAUGAAUUGCAUCACGAAAUUCAAGCACAAAAAGUUGCACAAGCUUCGGAAAUUGGUGAACUUGAAUCGGGAUCGGGGUUGAAUCAAGAACUUAGUUUGAAGAGGCCUGGAGACACUCGUUGGAGUUCUCACUACAAGACUCUUUUGAAUAUCAUGGACUUAUUUUCUACAAUUUUUGAAGUUCUUACGAUGAUUGGAAAGAAAUAUUCCGUUUUCGAUGAUAAGGGAAAAGCUCAAGGCAUUUUGUACUUACUAGAGUCAUUUGAUUUCGUGUUUAUGGCACAACUAAUGACUACUAUAUUUGGGUACACUAACAAUUUGUGUCUUGCUUUGCAAAGAAGAGAUCAAAACAUCAUUAAUGCUAUGAGGCUUGUCACUUUAACCAAAGAUCAACUACAGAAAAUGAGGGAGGAUGGAUGGGAGAUUCACUUGAACAAGUAUAGCUCGCAGUCCUGUCACCUCAAACAGUCUCAAUCCAGGCAACCCGAAGCAGGAAAAAUUAAAGAAGUUGAUCUCCAGCAGCAACCUAGACCAUACGGAUACAAAGCCAUCAAGUUUGCAACCAAAAAGAAGGCAAAACGGAUGGCAAAUGCUGCGGUGGCUGAAGCCAUUCUUCGCCUUGAGAAGCUGGUUAUAUCGCAGGGUGGGGAAAUGGCACAAACUAGAUAA
Molecule: messenger RNA, 1830 nt
Organism: Salvia splendens (bonfire salvia)
Lineage: Eukaryota; Viridiplantae; Streptophyta; Magnoliopsida; Lamiales; Lamiaceae
Product: zinc finger MYM-type protein 1
Exons: 4
Coding region: 1-1830 (609 amino acids)
Source: RefSeq, a predicted model, not a curated record